Aspergillus niger is the source of this 516-nucleotide messenger RNA. RefSeq lists its product as hypothetical. Bases 1 to 516 code for a protein of 171 amino acids. The transcript has 5 exons. Lineage: Eukaryota; Fungi; Ascomycota; Eurotiomycetes; Eurotiales; Aspergillaceae. The record is from RefSeq and is a predicted model, not a curated record.
AUGGGCAAGGAUAGAGUAUGGGCCGGGCUGGUUCUCCAGGGACGUUGGAUGUAUCCUGAUCUGCAUGGGGCUACACAUUCGGUGUCUAUACAUCACAUCCUGUUCCAGGGCAGAGCCAAUGACAGGCCAGCCAGGGGCUCUGUAUGUCCAUUUUCGAAGACACCGAGCCCAGGGCUGGUGAAGAUCACGAAGGGGUGUUUGCUCCGUACGUCGGUUCGCCCUCUAACAGAGAGGGCAGGGACUCCAAGGCAACCAAGAGGGGUACCCUCUGGACUCGGAUUCGACAUCUUUGUCUGUGCGCUGCAGCCCUUGCUUCGUAGGAUGCCGAAAACCUGGACAAGAGCCGGCAGUAUCGAAGCCAAUUGUAUCCGUGGCACAGCACCAUCUCGCGUGGCUGAUAAGAUGCGAUGCAUCCUCAUAUGGCCGAACUACUCCACUUUCAUGCAGUUCAAGACUCAAUUUCGGGUUCUUCAGCUGCGAGCUAUUAAUUUCGCUUGCUAUCGUGAAGCGCGUUAG